Molecule: messenger RNA, 648 nt
Organism: Symbiodinium natans
Lineage: Eukaryota; Dinophyceae; Suessiales; Symbiodiniaceae
Source: the annotation of a GenBank genome assembly
AUGGGCCUGGCAUGUGGCACAUCCAACCUUCCACAAACCGUGGAGACAAGCCAGAGAAGCGGCCCAUCAAAGUUGGACCGCGAAAGUGAUGAGAACGAUGACAACUGGAAAGCAUUGUUGACGGCAACGACUGGAACAGCUGGGCAAGUGGCUCCAACCGGUGCCGGCAGGCAAGCCCCGAGGUCAAGGGCAGCGCCGAAGGCGACAGCAGACCCCGCUGAACCUUUGCAGGCUUCCCAGAAUUCGCCACAGAGCUCACCCGAUUCACAAGAGGCCUAUGGGUUGUUGGAUGAGUACGUUGAUGACUUGCUUGGCAUUCCACCAAAAGACCGUCCAGUGUCAUGGAGCCGCCCAUCAUGGCAAGAAACAGCGCUUGCCUCAGGCAUGUCAGAAAUGCCCGAGAUGGUUCUUGAGGAUGGGUCAAGGGGUCCAGCACUGCCGUCCCUUCCACUGAGAGAGACACUACAGAGCGAGCCGGCAUCAAGUUCCAGGGAACCUGCACAACCUGUGCCGGCCACGCCAUACUUGGCAGGCGUAUUGAAUGGCUGGGCCGUGAUUGAUCGCAGUGCUGUGGACCCCAAAGUCGUCCGAGACAUUCCGGCACCAAAACGGCGUGCGGACAAGGCACCCAGGACAUCGGAUGAUUGA